AUGGCCAUACAGGGCGAAGCGGAGCCCCUUCUGCGUCCAGAAGACAUAGACUCAAUGACCGUAUAUCCUUUCAUACACAUGAUUCGGACGGACGUCAUGCACUUUAUUGAUACGCCACUGACAUAUGAGGCCCUCACCGCUCCGGACCUGACCUACACUCUGAUCCGGCCUCUUGCAGAAAAAUACAUAUCCAUUCAACAAUCAGGCAACAUGUCCAUCGUGUUCUGUCUUCUCCUGAACCGUGUAUAUUUUGUAAGGGACCAGGGUCUAACAACAGUUUCUCUCUCUCGUACUCGGGCCACACUCUGCGAGAUCCUGGCAAUACGCUGUAUGCGAGAAUAUGCCGAUAAUCUUCUUGACCUGGCUUUGGUUGCUACGACGAGCUGGCCAGUAUUUAACGGCGCGGAUCCGAUGGUCAUGGCUCAGGCGAGGCAGGACAACGACGACCUCGAAGAUAGAGUCGGGAAUGCUAUAGAAAUGGCUAUCAUUAGCAGAGGCAAGGGAUUCAUCAAGAGCGACCCUUGCCAAAAGGUCAUUGACGCAAUUUGGAGUGGCAAAUGUGUCUAUCAAGCAGACAGUAGUCACUCUAUCUUGUCCGAUACGUACAAGCGUACCCCCAUACACUUCUACAAUCCCCACACAGCACCGCUACUAGACCAUUAUCGUCUGAAAGUUCCCGCUAUACGCUCGGUCCUCGAGUACACGAACUUCCUCAUUCUUUUCGUCCUGUUCAUCCUAGCGAUCGAACUCAACUCACGAGACUCGUUAAAUGGCUGGGAGGUAGCCUUCAUAGUAUACGCUCUUGGGUUCUCUCUUGAGAAAGUCGCAGCUAUGCAAGAACAUGGGAUCAAAGUAUAUUUCACAGGAACAUGGAAUGGUUUCGAUCUAGCAUUUGUGACGAUAUAUUUCAGUUACGCCUCCCUCCGAAUCUAUGGGAUCUAUCACCACAGUCUUUGGGCUAGGGAAACGGGCACCAACUGUCUCGCUCUGAUAGCAUGCCUCAUGUUCCCUCGACUAGCAUUUGUUACGCUGCGAAAUAACCUCAUGGUUCUGUCUCUGCGGGCUAUGAUCGCCCAGUUUGCUGCCCUCAUGCUCAUCGCCGCGUUUUGUUUCGGGGGCUUCCUGUAUGCUUUAUGGACCUUUGCAAGAGAUGAUGCAGGCUAUCCCGCAAGUACGAUUGCUUGGUGGAUGCUUGAUCUUUGGUUCGGUCUUGAUGCGAGUGGUUUCGAGAAUGCUUCCAAAUUCAACUCGAUAUUCGGCCCACCAGUGCUCGUCACUUAUGCUUGCCUGAGUAACACUUUGCUUUUGACCGUGCUCGUUUCUAUUCUGUCGCAUACAUUCUCGACCAUCAAUGACGACGCUGCCGCCGAGGCUAUGUUCAGACGUGCUGUGUCCACGAUAGAAGGUGUAAAGGCGGAUUACCUCUUCUCGUACCAGCCACCCAUCAACCUCUUGGCUCUCGUCAUCAUGCUUCCUGCGAGCUAUCUCUUGUCGCCUCGGUGGUUCCACAAAGUCAACGUAUUCAUGAUCAGAUUGACAAGCUUCCCGAUUUUGAUCACUGUUGCUAUCUAUGAGCGACAUGCGAGGAGGAUUGGGACGACCGGGUUUGGCGAGACCUUCAUGAUGACCACUGAGCACAUUCUCGACACGCUUCCGCGGCAACUCAAAAGACUCACCAUCUUUGACGGUCUUACCGGCGGCGGCGCAGAGAUAGAUGCGAUUUUCGACAUAGAGGAUGAACUCGACAGCGCUCUGGACCCACAAGACAGUGGUAUACUCCCACCUCCUAUGGGUAGCGAACGCUCAACCUCCGCCUCACGUCACUCCCUCGCCCCAUCCCAUUCUCAAUCCCAACGCCGCCGCUCCUCAACCCACACCACCUCUCGACCAUUUCCCACCUCCAACCCCUCCGCACCCACCACACCCACCAAAGACAAAGAACGUUCCCGACACAACAGCACCAACAACAGCCCUCAAUCGCCCACGUCACACACCGGAGGCCACUUUGGCCACCACCCGAUCCGCCAACGUGUCAACUCCGCAUUGAACCGCGGUGCGGAGAUGGCACAGAGUUUCACGAGUCCGUUGGCUCAGAUUUAUCAGCCUUUGGUGGUGGAUACGGAUAUUCCGGAGGAGGACCAUCCGCAGGCUGGGACUUUGGAAGGAGUGAGUUAUGGGCCUGUGAUGAGGAGGAGGUUGAGUUCGAUGGCGAGGAGGCCGACUGGGAUGGAUAUUCCGAGGAGGAUGGGAGUUGGGAGUCACGGGGGUGGUGCGAGACAUGGUCAGGGUGGACCUUCCUUUGAUGCGCUUUUGAGUGAAAGUCCAGAUCAGAGAGAGCACGAGCCCGCCGUUCAGGAGGAGGCCGACCAAGUCUCAGAUGGGAAAAAGGUGCAAGGUGAUGGUGGCGAAGAUCCCGGUGAGAGCAAAAGUCAACCGAAAACGGUGGGUGACACGGAGAAUAGAGAGGAGGCUGUGGGGACGUUGCAGUGGCAGGAAAGGUUGAUAAAGAUGGAGGAGAGGCAGGCGAGGAUCGAGAAUAUGUUGAUGGAGAUCAGUAAACACGUUGGUGUAAAGUGA
Stereum hirsutum FP-91666 SS1 is the source of this 2577-nucleotide messenger RNA. RefSeq lists its product as uncharacterized. The transcript is spliced from 26 exons. The record is from RefSeq and is a predicted model, not a curated record. Bases 1 to 2577 code for a protein of 858 amino acids. Lineage: Eukaryota; Fungi; Basidiomycota; Agaricomycetes; Russulales; Stereaceae.